Molecule: messenger RNA, 1196 nt
Organism: Dermacentor silvarum
Lineage: Eukaryota; Metazoa; Arthropoda; Arachnida; Ixodida; Ixodidae
Product: 2,4-dienoyl-CoA reductase [(3E)-enoyl-CoA-producing], mitochondrial-like
Exons: 3
Coding region: 1-360 (119 amino acids)
Source: RefSeq, a predicted model, not a curated record
AUGGCAACUGUGGCAGAGGUUACUUCCAUGUUGAGUGUGGUGAGGCUGGUUUUCUGUUUACCCACAGCUGUUCCUUUUGUGUUUUCUGCCCAGGGUGCCUUCAGCAGGCUAGAUCCCGAUGGUCACGUCUGCAAGGAAGCCGUGAAGGGUGCCAUAGAGAGGCAAGGGGAAAUACCCGCAGUUGCCAAUUUGGCCGUGUACCUGGUCAGCGAUUACUCCAGUUGGCUGACAGGAGAGGUUAUUCGAAUGGAUGGGGGUCACCUAAACUACAAUGCCAGUGUGUUCAACAGGCUUUCUGACGUACCGAAGGACCAGAGGAAAGCCAUCGAGGCUGCCAUCAGGCGUGCCAACGGUUCAUGAUUAUUCAUGGUUUGGCUGGAGUUGUGAAAUGUGCUCCUUAGGUAUAAGGUCUGCUAAGGUCUUUUUUUUUUAUUGAGCUCUAUAUACUUGGCGACAGCUUAGGCAUUGAGUACAAGCUCCAGCCACAAAAUAGCAUUGUGCUUGCCUUCUGCGCCUCUGUGCGCUGAAACAUAAUUCCCGAGAGAUGCCAAUAUUGAAAGACGUUCGCCUCCGCUCUGGCAACAUAGAAACAAGCGAAUGUGGUUUGUUGGUGCGUGUGUGCGAAUUCUGUUUGAGUCGGAGAGCAGUGUAUUUGCAACUGCAUUCUUGGGCUGUCAGCAACUUUUGUUCUUGCGUCAAAUUGUAGAAAAAUUGCUGCAGUUUAAAAACUUGGCAAGAGUUAGGCUGUAUGCCUAUGAAGGAAACAACCUUAAGUAAAGCAAGAGCCUUUUUAGCCCAAUUAUGACAUGUUAAUUUGUGUGAUAGAAAGAGAGUGAGAAAGAGGGCAAGAAAGGUUUUGCAUUGCCUAAGAAUGACUGGUUUGGGGAAAGUCAUGGCCAAUGGUGGUUUAGUGGCAGCCAUGUGUUUGGUACUUUGAAUUUAGGGUAUUAUUUGCAUUCAGUAAUUUGUAGAACAGAACCUGGGCUUUAUGUAUUUGACAUGUAGGAAACUAUGGUUCUGUUUUGUUAUUCUCUAAUGCUGUGCACUCUGUUCAAAAGUUGUAACUUUAAUGUAGCUGUUGCUGUGGGUACUCUUUGUCUGUUUUGUUUAACAAUGGGGGGUUUCAAACAACGGGAACUUCUUGUGCCUUUUCUAGAACUAUAUUUUUUUAGAGAAAUAAAAAAUUAUAUUUUUAC